GCUAACAUGGCGGUCGGUAAAGACGACAAAUAUUGAUAUAAUUUUAACGCUAUUUGAGUUGUUAUUUUGAUCGAACGCUAUURGAUCGCAUGCUACACGAAUAACAACAUUUCAUUGUAUAUAACCAGACCAGUUGGAUGGUUCAAAGACGAAACAGUCCUCAUAUUUUGGAAGUCCUUUGAACUUGACAACGACAAAACAAAAGAUGUGAAAAUUGGUUUUGGCGGGUUUUCUUGUAUUGUGUUAUAAUCAAAGGUAUGAGGGAUUUUGAUCAAAAAACACUCAGAUCAAAUGGCAGACGAUUUAUCAAGUUUUAUUGAGCAACAAAAGAACAAGUUGGAGAAAGAACGAGCAGAAUUAACUAGAGAUGGGAAUUACAACUUUACUUCUCAAGAUAGACAUGGAAGAAAAUCUCCCAAGGAAAUUGAAGUAACAAAAAGAAAUAUUGAGCAGCCAUCAGUGAAAUCCACUUCUAAUGGCAAUGAAGAAUCUGGUUUACAGCUAGGAGGUUAUGCCAAACACCAGCAGAAACUAAAAGAAGAGAGAAGACAAGAAUACAUCAAGUUCUUAGCAGAGAAACAACUAAGAACUACAGGGAAAGUUGAUGGUCCUGCAUUGAAAGAAAAAGAUGUGUCACCAAUAACUAAUGCAGUGAAUGAUAAACAAGAGUCAAUUGGAAGAAGGUCAAUAGAAGGACAGUAUGAAAAAAGAGACUCCCCACCUCCCCCUAGAAACAGAAGACGUGGUAAAGAAAACUAUGAGAACAAUGAUGAUUAUGUCGAUGGUAGAGGAUCUCGGCAAUAUCCUGCAAAGGAAAGUUAUGAAGAUCUGCUGAGAAGAAAAAGAGCUGAUGAACGAAAAUAUAGAGGGUUUGAAGGCUUUGACAUUGAUGAUGAACUAAGACARAUGAAACUUGCCAGUAGAAACUACAAGUCAAGUUCUAGAAGUGAUGGAUUUCUUUCACGUAGACACGAUGAUGAUUUUGAUGAUGACGAGUUUGGAUAUGGAAGACGUUCUAGAAGAAGAAAUAGGAAUGUYGAGUCCAAACGAGUACGAUUUCAUGAGUAUGAUGAUGAAGAUGACAAUAUGGAUGACAGAUACUGGUCAAGACCACCACGUCGGCGACUAGUAAAUGAUUAUGAUGAGGAUGAGGAUGACUAUCUUUUUGAUGCUAUUGAUAAGCUUAAGAGGCAGUCACGUAGAGAAGGAAGGAGAAGAAACAGUGCUCAUGAAGAAAGAACUGUUAAUCGCCAACCAGUAUCUGAUGAUUCCAUUAGAAGAACUAAAACUGACAAUGAAAUCAGGUCCAAUUCUGCACCUUUACCAGAAGGAGCUGGAAUUAUUGGUAGCCAUAUUGAAACCAGAGAAAUGAAACUCAAGAAACAAGAGAAGUACAAACGAGAACUGGAAGAACAAAUGAAACUAAAAGAAAGCAAUAAGAAGAAAGAAAAAGUGGAAAGGUUGGGUGCUCCUGGUGAAAUACCUGGUAACUUCCUGGAUUCUGACCGACAACAGAAUCAGAACACAACACCAAGGAUAUCACAGCAGSCAGCUCUAAAACAAGACCCUUACAACAUACCCACUGCUAAUUAUGGCCCUAGUUCCAGGCCACCCCAACAUCAAUCGUUGUACCCUAGCCCUUAUGAUGACCCCUAUUAUUAUUAUGGGACACAAGAAAGGGGUGCUCGUACAGCAACUGCAUUACAGGAUCCAUUAUUCAAUAGCCCAGGAUAUGGAUCUACAGGACAUUAUGAUGGUGGUACAAGGGGGGAGCCUUCACUAGACCAUUAUCAAGAUAGACAAGAAAGAAAAAAGAAAGUGGGAUUUUCACCUGACCAGCCAGCUGUUUCUCCAAGAGGAGGUCAYGUUCAUCAGCCUCCAGGGGGGGUUAGUCACUUGGGUGGCGUGGUUAACAUUGGUCAAGGAAACCAAGAAGUUGAUGACAAACAAAAUAAAAGGGUAGCCAUGCAAGCUUACCAAGAAGAGCUUAGAAAACAGAUGGAAAUAAAAGAGCAACAAAAGAAAAAAGAAAAAGAAGAGCUAGAAAGAUACAACAAAAAGAUAGAAGAUGAGGUGGAAAAGUAUAACCCAUGGGGGAAGGGUGGGGGAGGUGCACCAUURAGAGAUGUGUCAACAGGUCAAGUAAUAGCUGAUCUUCGUGGUGUGAGUAAAGACAAUGUUGAUGGCAGAAAGUCUGCUAACCUACAAUUUAACCCAGGUCCUGUAUUAGAUGGCAGCCAGCUUUCACCACGGUCUACCUACCAAUCACCACAACCACCAACGUAYCAACCACCACAAGCCUAUCAACAACCAGCAAGUUACCAACAAUCAGGUAAUGCUGCUGCRUCAAAUGCCUCUCCCUAUGGCAGGUCAGACCCACUGAAAGAAAGACAACCAAAUGAUGAUAUAAAAGAAAAAGCCAAGCAGGAGUACCAACAAUACCUGAGACUGCAGGUGGAAGAAAAAGAAAGAAAAAAGAAAGAAGAACAAGAUAAAAUUAAAGCUGAAGAGGAAAAAGAGGAGAGAAGACUACAGGAGCAGCGUGACAGAAUGCAAAAGGAAUACCUUGAAGAGCAGGAAAAGAUCAGGAAGAAAGAGGAGGAGGUGAAAAAGCAAAAUGAAGCAUUACUGGAAGCACAGAAUGCCAAGAAACAAGAAGCUGAACGCAAGAAAAAAGAGAUGGAAGAUAAAAGACAAGAAGAACUGAGAAAAAAACUUGAAGAUGAAAUGGCUGCUAAAAGAGCUGCUGAAGCAGGGAACUUUAGAUCUGACUCACCUCCAAUUCCCACUAUGAGGAAACAGACUAAUGAUUCAGAUCAAAGAAGGAAUUCCCCACCUGUACCUGCAUUAACAAGCAAGAAUAGUCAAGUGCAUUCAGCUAAACCAUCUUCACCUGCAUUAUCAACCGUACCAACAAGAAUGCAAUCAGUGACAUCAGUGAGAAGUCAAAAUGACAGUGAUGUUUUAAGUCAGUUAACUGCAUUAAGACAACAGUUAAAGAAUGAAGAACAUAAAGUACAAUCACAGAUUGGACAUACAGCUGCAGUGAAUAAGUAUUCCCAGAUGAGCAGAGUUGAAAACGAGAGCAGGAGAGGUAAAAGAGAUGUUAGUGUGUUUGACAGAGCACUUACAAACAAACCAGCAGUAACUGGAAGAAAAAUUGACUCUGAUUAUUCAGCUGCUGACGAGUUCAACCGUAUAAAGCAGGAAGAAACUUCUUCUCUGGCUGGAGAGUUCAGGAGUAGAUUUCCACAACCAGCUACAACUGACAGUAUGCUUGAUUUACAGCAGCAAGAGUAUUUAAGGGAGCAAGAAGAUAAACUGUCAUCUCUAAGAACUGGUAAACCUAGGCAUCCUAAUGACAUACCUGGCCCUUCUCGUUCUAAAAGCAAAGAUUCGUUACUGGAAUCAGAGAGUCAGUUCAUUGCAGUGGACGAUCCUGCUAUCCCUGCAUCAAAGACAGACCUUCAGCCAAGGCAGCCAUCGGCCAGAGAAAGACGAAGAUGGAAACAACUAGAAGAAAUGGCUAAAGAACCUAAGCCUUAUGAUACUUACAAACCACCAACRCCAGGAGGUUUCUCUCUCAAUUCUGUAACAAGUUUUAACGUCGAUGAAGUCGCAACUAAGAAUGAGGAGAGACUAAAACGACUGCAAGCGAUUCAACGUGCUGGUGGUGGUGGCGGUGGGUCAAAUCCUGAUGAUGUCUUGAAACAGUUUAUGAGUGAAAGAGGUCGACCACUAACAAGAACGUCAGAGGCAUCUCUAGAAGCAGAAUCAAGCUAUGAACCUGUAUUAAAUUAUUAGAUUUCAGUCAUAUUAUAUCAAGAUGGAAUUUAGAGUCGUUUUCAUUAACCCAUGAAACACACUUUAGCGUAUUUAUCGCUAUUACACUUUGGCUCUUUUGAUUUUUUUUUUUUUUUUUUUUUUUUUUGUCUCUACCCGACUAUUACGAUCUAUUACACUCUGAUUAUUACACUUUGUUUCAUGGGUUUAUGAAAACCACUCUAUAACGCAAAAUUAUUUAUUGUAAUACGCGCUUGCAUUGAUUAAUUUCAGUGGCUGGUUGAGCUGAGGUAGUGUCUAAUGUAUUUUGUUUUUAAUGUGGAGAUUUCUAUGGCGGCUGUUCCUCGGCUUUUGAAAUCUCUAUGUAAACUCGUCUCUUAUUUUAAUGUAAAUAAUGUAUGGUAAAAUCAACGUUAAACACAAAUAUAUAUGAAUAGUAAUAGAUUUGAUUCUCCGACAUCAGAAUAUUAAUAUGGUAUUUUUCGUUUGUCUUCGACAAACAGAGGUUUUAGAGUCAUUGCAUACAACCCGUGAAAUAGUAAAUAUACUAUUAGUUAGUAGAAGCAGUUUUAGCAUUACUCACUAAUAAUUAUUGUUUCACGUGUUACAUGUAGUGAUUAAAGAACACGUACUCAUAAUGGGAAUUGUUUGGAAACCUUUUGUUGUACUUUUUUUCUACGUAUUUAGAUGUUGAUUCAGUCAAGACCAUGUACAACGUUUUUCUUACGGACGAUGGAAAUUACAAAAUGAGUGAACAUAAACACUCUCUAUGGGAUGAUGAAAUGAAAUAUUUCAAUAUUGGUUAAAAUGUUUUGUGCAUUUUGAAGAAAUAGCCAAAAUAAAUAAUUUUCGCUCUGUUCAUUCAGAUGUGACCAGUAUGGCUAAAACAAUAGAACAAUAGUUAAACAAAAGAUUGUGUACGGUUGGGAAAAAAAACUACAACAAAAGGCUUCCUGACCAUUUCCUCUAUAAACUACGAUAAAAUAGACUAAAGUUACGAAAGCUAACAAUGUCAGUAAACGUAAUGAUAGAUAACUGUAACAGAAUAACAAUUAUGAUGAUGUUAAUAAUCUUUAUAUAGUUCACAUCGCUCAUCUCUCGUUUGAGAGCAAUUUUAGGAAAGUCGAGUGCUUUUCACAGCUGUUCGUCCUGGUAUAAAACUGUUUCUGUUUUUACAUUUUAUUUCUGCAUUGAAUAAAGCGCCUUUUUUUAAGUUUGAAAAUGAACUUGUCAUAAAGAGAGAAGAGAAUUGGCACGUCUCUGAUAGGGCUACUGCUGUGAUCCUACUAUUGUUGUAUAAAAUACUGUGUUAUUUAAAGCCAUUGAAGUCCUUCAGUCAAUAGACCUCCUACCUAUAGUAGUAUUAACUCUUUCUUCUCUUAUUAAAGCUGGAAGUCUUGGUUUCUCAAA
This is a messenger RNA of Exaiptasia diaphana, 5193 nucleotides long. Its product is annotated as centrosome and spindle pole-associated protein 1. The transcript has 41 exons. Gene Ontology annotation, cellular component: spindle pole; microtubule; centrosome. Bases 292 to 3804 code for a protein of 1170 amino acids. NCBI's taxonomy places the organism in Eukaryota, Metazoa, Cnidaria, Anthozoa, Actiniaria, Aiptasiidae. Gene Ontology annotation, biological process: positive regulation of cytokinesis. The record is from RefSeq and is a predicted model, not a curated record.